Molecule: messenger RNA, 1819 nt
Organism: Puntigrus tetrazona (Sumatra barb)
Lineage: Eukaryota; Metazoa; Chordata; Actinopteri; Cypriniformes; Cyprinidae
Product: H/ACA ribonucleoprotein complex subunit DKC1-like
Biological process (GO): rRNA pseudouridine synthesis; box H/ACA sno(s)RNA 3'-end processing; snRNA pseudouridine synthesis
Cellular component (GO): box H/ACA snoRNP complex
Molecular function (GO): RNA binding; pseudouridine synthase activity
Source: RefSeq, a predicted model, not a curated record
GGAGAAAAGCGCACGCGCGCGCCGUCCCACGUGCCGCAGUCCUCCGAGGCGCGCAGCAGCGAAGAUGGCGGACGCAGAGACUAAGAAGAAAAGGAAGUCGAAGACGUUCUCAGAAGCAGAAAUUGGGGACAUUCAAGAAAGCGGAGACUUCCUCAUCAAACCGGAGUCGAAGGUGGCGAGCUUGGACACCUCUCAGUCGUUACUCCUGAAGAACUUCGAUAAACUGAACAUCAGGACGGCUCAUUACACUCCUCUGCCGCACGGCUCCAAUCCGCUCAAGAGGGACCUGCACGACUACGUCAGGACCGGUUUCAUUAAUUUGGACAAACCGGCGAACCCCUCUUCCCACGAGGUCGUGGCUUGGGUCAAGAGGAUUCUUCGCGUGGAGAAAACGGGCCACAGCGGCACUCUUGACCCCAAAGUCACGGGCUGCCUGAUCAUCUGUGUGGAACGAGCCACGCGGCUGGUCAAGUCUCAGCAGAGCGCAGGCAAAGAGUAUGUGGGCAUAGUACGGCUGCACAAUGCGCUAGAGAACGAGCACCAGCUAGCGAGGGCUAUAGAGUGUUUGACGGGAGCCCUGUUCCAGAGGCCUCCGCUCAUCGCCGCCGUGAAGCGCCAGCUACGAGUGCGAACCAUCUAUGAGAGCAAACUUAUCGAAUACGACCCUGAGAGACGCCUUGGUGUGUUCUGGGUGAGCUGUGAGGCGGGCACGUACAUCCGGACUCUGUGUGUUCACAUGGGUCUCCUGCUGGGUGUGGGAGGUCAGAUGCAGGAGCUGAGGAGGGUGCGCUCCGGAGUUCUGGGAGAAAAGGAUAACCUGGUUACUAUGCAUGACGUGUUGGACGCCCAAUGGCAGUUUGACAACAACAAAGACGAGUCCUACCUGAGGAGAGUGAUCUACCCUCUGGAGAAACUUCUCAUCUCGCACAAAAGGAUCGUCAUGAAGGACAGCGCCGUGAACGCUAUAUGUUACGGUGCUAAGAUCAUGCUGCCGGGCGUCCUGCGCUAUGAAGACGGGAUCGAAGUCAAUCAAGACGUAGUCAUUAUAACUACAAAGGGAGAAGCCAUUUGCACAGCGCUUGCCCUGAUGACGACAGCCGUCAUAUCCACAUGUGACCACGGCGUUGUGGCCAAAAUCAAGAGGGUCAUUAUGGAGCGAGACACGUAUCCACGCAAAUGGGGCCUGGGGCCGAAGGCCAGUCAGAAGAAAAUGAUGAUCCAAAAAGGACUGCUAGACAAACACGGCAAGCCGAACGGCAGCACCCCUGCAGACUGGAAAGAGGGCUACGUAGACUACAGCAAACCCCAGGUGAAGCCUGCCAAGGAUGCUCAGGAUGCGCCGUCAAAGAGGAAACGCGAUGAGAGCGGAAGCGAAGGUGAGGUGGUGGCUGCUGGCGCACAGGCGAAAGAAGAAAUCAAGAAGGAGAAGAAGAGGAAGAAGAAAGAGAAGAAACUGAAGCUGGCGGAGGAGGCUGAGGCUCCAGCAGAGAACGAAACCGAGGUUACAGAGAGCUCAAAGAAGAAGAAAAGAAAAAGUCUAAAGAUGCAGAGGCUGGCUCAGAAUGAACGGACUUGAUAUUGCUGCAGUAAAUGAAAGACUUGUGGAUGGAAACGGGUUCAUCUUCACCCAGCUGUCAGCGUUCAGCGUCGAAGUGAACGGCAGCUCGGAAAUCCAUCAGUUUGCAGUUAAUUUUUUUUUUUUUAAGUCUAAAUGAAACCCAUAUUGCCUGGGUUUAUUCAUGUAAGGUGUUUUUUGUUUUUGUAAAUACAGAUUGUAAUCCUGUAAUCAAAUGAAACAUGAAAUGACUUUUUACAAAAA